This is a messenger RNA of Paramuricea clavata, 9510 nucleotides long. NCBI's taxonomy places the organism in Eukaryota, Metazoa, Cnidaria, Anthozoa, Malacalcyonacea, Plexauridae. The record is from the annotation of a GenBank genome assembly.
GAAAUGAUGUUGAUCAUAGUUGUAUAUUUCCUCGUCAAUGUUCUUUGUGAGAUAUCAGCCAAUCAAGCGGAAGGUGUGAUGAUAUUGCUAAAAAAUUUUGUGGAAAUAUUGCAACAGAGAGACAAGUAUUUAUGUCGAGAACAUUCUCAACAUAAUUACGUGUGGCAGACCUUUGGUCAUGGCAACGAUCAGCAGUCUUGUUCCUAAACUCUAAAGAGAUUCAUUAUCUAUGAAUUUCACAUUGCAACGCAAAGAUUUUGGCGUUCACCUUUCUUCCUACUCGAUACCGUGGAAUAACAAAAAUAACAACUGAAGAUAGCCUGAACAUUGACUAGUAUAUGAGCGGCUCAGAUUAAUGAGCUAUAGCCUAUAUAGCAGCUAAAUUUAAAGAUAUUCACAUUCAUUUGCCUCCAUAAUCUUACCCUAAUCCUAAUGCUAUCUGGGUAAUGACCAAUGCAUAUUUGGGUGAAAUAUUUGCGUGACCCUGCUUGUGAUAUAUUGACGUAACAUGCAUAUAUUCAAUAGUCAUCCAAGAUGGCGGAAAUGCACUAAUGUGUGAUGACUUCAAUCAAAAUAUUUGUAGAGCUAAGCAACAUUUGAAAGAGUUGUAAAAAGUUAACGUUUUUCUCUAAUUUUUAAAGUUUUUUUAAAUGAGACAAACUAAAUUUUUAUUUAACAAUUAGUCGCCCACGACGAGAUGAAUUAGGUGAUUACAAGCCUAUAUUCACUGAGCCGAAAGCGAAGGCGUCAUUUAUUAUAAUUUCAGUAUUGAAAAAGGUUAAUUUAUACGACGAAUAACGUUUAUUUUAUGAAUAUAAUUUUUCGUAAAUAAUUUAAUUGCGUCAGAUUUUUAGCCAUAUUUUGGAAAAGCAAUACAGAAACUGUAGUAGUACUGUUCAGAGCAGUCUGAGCAGUAACUUGAUAUUGCCUCAGAGUUACUGCUAAAGGUGCUAUAACCAGUCAGAAUGCUCAAAAAUUAUUUUUGAAUACUGAAAUUAUUACUACUAAUGCCAUAUAUCCCUAUAAACAAAAGUUUAAUAAGAAUAUAAUACUAAUAGUGAAAACAAACGUCCGACAACCAUAAUCGGCAUGAGUUAAUGAUGCAAGCUAUAGGCUUUUGUUGAAUGUUGUUACUUUCGCCAGGAGGUUGUGAUUUUACAUGUGGCCGUAUCAAAGCAGUAUAGGCGCUAACCCUGGGUUAAAAUUUAGUCUGCUGUUUCUGUUGCUGUAUUUCUGCAUAUCUGUUUCUCCCAAACUUCAGAAACGAAAAUCUCAUUGAUCCACACAAGAUUUCUGAACAAACAGGGGUGUAGGAACCGGGGGGAGGGGGGCAAGGCGGCCUAGGCCCCCCACGUUUUGCCCUCUCUUCGUUGGAAAAGUGCCCUUUGUCUUCGUGAAAAAUGUAGUUUAGAAAAUAAUCUGCAAUUCUUGAGAAAACUGCCCUUAAAUAAAUAAAUGUCCAUGAAACAAAUAGAUUUAACUUUUGGUUAAUUUUUUUUUAAAUGGGGUAAAAACGUUGAUUGUACGUUGUAAUUCGAAAUUUGGGCAAAUGUAUUAUAUUAAGCAUGGAAUAUGAUAUGAUUGCAAAAUUGUUUUCGUCCCCUCCCCCCCCCCCUCCAAUCCCGUCGCCAACAUUUCCGGGAAAAUUUGUUUAGGUGCCCUUUUCAUUAUUCGAAAGUGCCCCUCGAAGCCGGUGACCUCCCCCCCAACAUUUUGAUUUUCCUACGCCCCUGUGAACAAAUUUAAAAUAUUUCUAGGUGUAUAAAACAAAAGCUGUUGGAAAAUUUGCUUUGAAUUUUAGGUUAAAUCGAGCGGUUUUUAAACAGCCGUCAGCAAAAUCCCAAUUAAUUGCUAGUUAAUUAUUAUGCCUGUAGCCAAAAUAUAUCAAAUCUAUUUAUACAAAAAUGUGCAAGGCUAAUGGCCAUUGUCAAAGAACAGAUAGAUUAAAUUUUGGUUUCAUUUUAAUUUCGAUAAAAUUGGAUACCAGCUAGAAAUUAACUAAAGUUUCACGGUGGCAUUCUUGGCUGGGUAGAGGAAUCUGAAUGCGUAAUUAGGCUAAAUCUGUAAUUUAUCCACGUGGCGGAGGUGCAGUGUGUGUUAUCUUGUAUUAUAUACCUAAUAAUCAGAAUGCAUUCCACUUUGAGUUUAUAAUGUUAGUCUAUAUUUGACUGAAGUAAUUUUGUAUAUAUAUUCUACAGUGAUCAAGACCAAGUUAGGUUCGAUAAGAGGCAAGAUCCAGUCCUCCAGUUUAUCUGGAAUCAGGGUCCAGAAGUUCCUCAAUAUUCCGUAUGCUGAAGCUCCAGUUGGUCAACUGAGGUUUAAAAAACCUCAACCCAAAAGACCUUGGAAAGGUAAAUAAUGUUUUAAUUUGCAUUAUCAUCUAUUUAAAAUAAUUGAUGGUUUCUGAUUGGCUAACAGCUAACUGCGGUCGAUAAUACUGACUCAAUAGCUACAAUCUUAGACACAACUGGUUGAUACUACCUUUCCCUCCAUACAAAAUUCUUGGGUUUUGUCCAAGAUUGUAAAAGACCAUGUACGUAGUUUGGACGAGUAAUAUUAAACAGAGUGACGACGUCAAUAUAGCGUUGAUAUACAAAAAUCAACGUUAUGACGUCAUGCUCUGGAAAUACGAAUACGAAAUGUUAAAACGCGAUCAAAACAAUAUGGCGCCGCUUUUGGUUAAGGGAGACAAAUUUUAAUAUGUUCUCCUAUCCGAAUUGACAUCAGAAAUGAACAUCAGAAUUUAAAUCUCCAUGCUCAAAUUAGCCAAAUCCAAAUAUUUCGUGAUACUUGUUUGGACAUUCAGGGCGAGAAUGUCGAAACAUUUCCAAUAUAGCUCUGACUGAUAUUUCCGCUUGACACAAAAAGAAAGACCUUCUGAAAAUGGGAAUAAGAACUGAUUAUUAUAAUUUUCGACAAAUUGAACUCGAACGUGCGGAUGUCUUUUUAAAAAUUGAUAAUUCUUGAUAUCAUGCCCAACCUCAUUCAAUAGUUGUUGCAUAUUAUGUCAAGUUUUCGUUUUUCACUAUAUGCAUGGACUUUGAAUUCAAUGAAUGAAUGCAAUCCCGCCUUGAUCGAAUCACAUCCACGACCCAACAUUUCGACACUCCAUUCUAGUGCCUCCAUCAGACGUCUUCCAUUGCAAUCACAUGGCUCGUUUUACACACGUGCUAGAGAGUACUCUCAUCUUCGUUUGAUCGUAGGGCUUUGAACAAGGACAAAAGUUGUUAGAAUAGUUGCAACUCUAGCUCACGUUUGACCGACUCCCGUGAGCACUCGUUUCAACUUUUAUUUUUGCUUUUUUGGUCACCAGUCAACUAUAAUCAUCUCUCCCGCAGAACCGCCAAGAGGUACGUUGCGCGCGGGUUCUCAAAAUUUCACAGGGUGACUUUAAGCAUGUAGGACGGGAACGCGACGACGGUAAACAAACUCGUUGAAACAAAUGAUUGCGAAUGCGGAAGGAAAUUUGUUCUCUAGUGUCCAUCGUAUGAAAAAUAGUAAAGUUUAAGAAUUGAGGGUAACACAGCUUUAUGAUUUAGAAAAGUUCUUGGUCCCUAUUGAAAGUUGUCUCAUCUUGAAAUGUUGGGUUGUAUACAAAAUAAUAUAAUAUGUAUUAAUGGACCAUUCCCCAAUUAACCAAAAUUUUGAUCUCAACAAGUCUAGACAAAAUUCCAUCAUAGCAUGAAAGAGCAUCACAAAAUUAGUAAUAUUCCAAAGUUUCGUUCCGAAAUGUUGUAAAAUGCGGAUAAUAUAGCCAUGCGAAAUUUGCAAUUUUCAGUCAUUUUAGAUUACAAACGGGAAAUGGUUACCACUUUUCCAAAAUUGUAAUCUUAACUAGCCUAAACAAAAAUGAAAUGGGUAAUUAAUAAAAAUACACUAAAAUUGUAUGCUGUCCUUUUUCAUUUACCCAACAUCAGUUUUGGGAGUACUAUUUUAAAAUUACUAUUUUAAAAGUACUAUUUUAAAAGUACUAUUAGAACACGAGCAGGAGUUCUUUAUCAGAUAUAAAACAUAAGAGCGCAGCUCAAGUGUUUUAUAUCUGAUAAAGCACGGACUGCGAGAGUUGUAAAUGGCUUAAAAAACGACCCAUCUAAAGAGUUCUUUGGCGAAGUAAUUUUAACAAGACGCCUGCUGAAGCGUUUACACUGACCUGAAAAUGACGACAGAAUGCAACACAAAAAUGAACACAAGUACACAAUAUGAAUGUUUAUGAGUCUCAUUACAACGUAUAUUUAUGGUUGUUUACUAAAAGGUCAAACUGUCAAUCCAGAUUCUCAGAUCUCCAUUAAGGCCUUCUUCUAAAUGCUUCCAUGUCAACUAGAACGGCAAGAAUACUUUUAAGAGGAAACGUGUUUUUAUUUAGGCAUAUUGAAUAGUACCAAAGAUAUAAUUGCAUGUGUUCAACCAUGGCAAUCUGGAGUGACAAUCACUGAAGACUGUUUAAUACUCAACGUGUGGACACCAUUUCCACGUUCUCAGAAUGCGAGUGUUAUGGUAAGAUAUCUGUUUGUUUAGUUAAAAUGCGUAUGAAUUGAAAGUGUUAAAAUUGUCUUAACAGAAGAGCUUUUAAAACUGUGUGGUCACUGUUGUGCAGUGGCUUGUUUUAUCAAUCUUUAACCCCAUGUUACGUGUAUGAGAUUUCCGUUUUAUUUAGCAAAUCGGCCCAUGUAAGGUAAUUAUUCAUGCAGACCGUGGAUUCCGAAUUUCAUUCCUUGGAUUCCGAAAUCCGCUCUUUGGAGUCUGAAUUUCACUACUUGGAUUCCAGAUCGGUUGUGGAUUCCGGAUUCCAGAAAUCGUCCCAAGAUAAGGAUUCUGGACUCCUUCGAUGUUUGGAUUCUGGAUUCCACUGUCUGAAUUCCGGAUUGCAAAGCUACUAGAAAUCAUAGUUAAUAGAGGGGAUUGUUUGGAAACUCGUUAGCAUUACAAUAAAAUCACAAUAAACCUCAUUAUCUAUGUUGUUCAGGUUUAUGCAAAAAUGUGGUCUUUCAUCGUCACGUGCGUAUUGUAUUUUUCUCAAGUCAACCAAUAGGAAUGUUCAAAAUGUCCUAUUGUUAAAGUCAUGGAUGGGCAAUUGGACAAAACCGUUGCUAUUGGCUUGUUGAGGAAAAAUACAAUACGCACGUGACGAUGAAAGACCACAUUUUUGCAUAAACCUGAACAAAAACAGAGAUAGUGAGGUUUAUUGUAAUGCUAAUGAGUUUCCAAACCUUCCCCUCUAUUAACUAUGUAGAAAUACGUGCAUGCAGUAACCCCUGGCCAAUAUUUUCCAAACAUUAAAUUCACAUAAAGUAUUCAGAAAUGGCCAACACUGAACGCAGGCUCGCGCUCAAGUGUUGCCAUGACAACACGAUAUUCUUAAAUUUUUAAUAUUUUUAAUAUUUUUGUACAAAACUGCAAAAUAGUUGAAAGAUUCGUACUUUUAACUAUACAACAACACAUUUCCGAAAUAUAUACUGUAAGUAUAUUAUUUUGCAUUUUGUGAGCUUUGAUUUAAUGUAAAGUUUAACUUGAAACGCUUUGUAAAAUGUUUCGAAAUGAACUUUCAUUCAACUAAACUACAUUUGCCGGUAAACUGUUUUUACUUAACAAAACAUAAUAAGUUUAAUACAAAUAAAAUAAAUUGUUAUGUAACUUCAGUUCAGUCUUCAAAUCAAUUUGUUUUCCUUUACAUUUUAAGAUUUUUUCUUAAAUUAAACGGGAAUUUAUGAAACUUAGAGCUUCGUUAAAAAGGAAAACAGUUCAUGUUUUUAGGCAAAAAGUUAAAGCAACCUAAUUCGUAAAUAUUAAAUAUUCAAGGCAAACUUGCCGUAUAUUUCACGAUUUCCCAUAGUAAAUCAAUUCUUCUCAUUUUUCAAACAAAAUUGCUUCAAGCUGGUUGUAUAUGAAACGAUUUUUCAAAUAUAUGUCUUUUAAUAAAAUUGAAAUCUUGCUUAUCCCACUCCUACAAGCAAUCAGCCAUAUUUUUGAGAUCAGUGAGGAUGACCACCCACACCGUUAUUGAGCUACGCCCGCGAUCAUUGAUGAACUUUAGACUUCGCUAAUGCUUUCGUUUCCCCAGGUGCAAAUAGCCGGGGGGGAUUAGUACCCUCGCCCCGGGCUUACGCCCGGAACGGCGCUCCGCGCCAUUGGCUUGGGGAUUAAAAGUCGGAUUCUGGAUUCCUGGAUUACCUUAUAGGGCGAAGCGAACUUAAGCAAAGCUAAUUAAUUAACUUGUAGGGGACCGUGACAAGAAAUAAAUUUUACACUUUUAGUAAAAAACAAAUCUGUGAACUACCGUUAUUAGAAACCGUACCUAGACUAGUAACAACGACAUUCAUCACAUCUUGUAUACAACAAGGUCUACUUUGGGGGCCAAGGUCGCCGUUAUUAUGUGCAACAUUGUGCGACAUUAGGCGACAUUGGCAAUUUUCAAAGAAAAGUAGUGUGCGACGCUGGGCGAAACUGGGCGACAUUAGGCAACAUUGGACAAAACUGAACAGCAAUAUCCAGAUAAUGUCAAAUAUUAUAAUACACAAAUUAUGCAUCUACAUGGAAAAUACAACAGUAAAUAUCAAAAUAUAAUUUAGUUAUCAAAAAUUGGUUCCUGUGGCAAAGAACACAAUUAGUUUAUUACAAAUAGUUUGCAAAAAUAUGGGACAUUUCUCUAACUGCUAGCCUGACAAGGACAUUUCUCUAACUGUUAGCCUGACAAUUUACUCAAAGUUUAUACCGCAGUACACAUACAUGCCCAGUGCAUGGUACAUUUACAGUAUCAUGGAACUCUGACUUCUUAUUAAAUUGACUGGUGUAAACACCUCAUAGAGUUUUAAAACCUGUUUAUGGACUGUGGUAUGCAGUGAUGGAAGUGGGCAAGGUGCUAAUAAAUUUGCUCGCUUAAAUGUAAGCCAAUAAGUUUGUGUUUUAACCAAUCAUAUUUAUUAACUUUAAACGUUAGUUGAGAGGCUUUCAACGGUUGCAAACGUUUUAUUAGUAUAGUUUUCUUGUACUGUAGUUACAGUAUAAAUUAUAAAGUUAAUAUGUUCAACUAUACUGUGUACGUACAUUACUACAUUGUGGUGUUUGGUAUCGGGUUUUUUAUUAGUAAGUAAGUAAAUCACAAAAUAACGAUGAAAGUACCUUGUUUGAUAUAUUUCCAGCAAGAAUCUGAUAUAAAUUAAUAAAUAGAAACAAGAAUUGAUUUCGCAAAACGUUAUAUUCGUGUAUUCAGAGGGGGGUAAUGGGGGGUGGGGGGGGGGGUACCGAUCCUGAAGCACGAAAAAUAAUAUGCAGCGAUCUUGAAGCAUGAAAAAUAAAAGAAGGAAGUCCUGAAGCACGUAAAAUAAAUUUUAUUACGAAUCUGAAAUAUAAAGUGAACAUGAAAUGUAAGCAACAAUGAUACUUAAAAGUCUUAAAGGUGAAUAUAAACAGUCUGUACUAGGCGGUGUGUUCACCUAUUUGUUUACAAUUGCGUCGAUGUUCAUGACUUAUAUAAACUUUGAAACCUCCGUUCCCCAAUCAAAACAUAGCUAAAAUCCAGAAACAAAAUUAAUGGAAUAUAUUGUCCAGAAACGAGAAAUAACCGUCUUUAAAAACAGCUGAAAACGGAGAACACAUACUGAAUACACCGCAAGCACGAUACACGGCAUCCAUGUCGGGAUCGAAAAACGUUUAAUAAAAAGAUGACGGAACGAAGAACGAAUAAUUAAAUUACCCCAAUACGCAGCACGAAAAUACCCCAUUACCCCCUUCUAUUCAGUAUUCGUUAAUAUAGAGAAAUGCUUGAAAGAAAUGGCGGGUGGGAUUUGAGCCCGCAAUACCACGGCACGUAUAAUUUAAUGGUUUAGCUUCUAACUUGUACUACUUAGUGUAAGGAAACAUAAUAAUUGAUUAUGGCGGGCCUUGGCGACAUUUUAUAAUAACCUGUACCGUAGAUCUUUCUGUGGUGCAUUCAUUGCUCUGUAUCUUUUGCGAUGCUGCCUAAUUAUGAGUUGUCGAUCAUCGUAGCUUCGUCGAAAAGUAAGUAAUUUUAUUUUACAAACUGCAAAGUCGUAUUUUGAACAUACUAUAGAUAAUUUUCUUUAUUUAUAGUCUACGUAUGUACUAUUUAAAACACGAGUAGGAGUGUUUUAUCAGAUAUAAAAUGCGAGGCGCAGUCGAGUGUUUUAUAUCUGAUAAAACACGACAACGAGCGUUUUGAAUAGCUUAAAAUACGACUACAAAAGAAUACUAAUUAGGAUGAACCAUUAUAUAAUAGUGCUAAUUAGGAUGAACAAUUAUACAAGGCCACAUGUGUUGUAUCAGACAUUAUGCAAAAUUAGGCGACAGCGAAUAGACUGUUAGGCAAAGUUCAAAAAUUGGGUGCACAUGGGCGAAAUUGGGCGAAAUUAGGCGUCAUUAGGCGAAAUUUGGCGACAUUAGGCAACCUUGGCCCCCAAAGUAGGCCUACAACAGCCACAUUUGAAGGUGCGUCAACAUCUACUUCUAAUUGGUACUGAUGGUACUGUUCUGAGAUCUGGCCUCUUAGCAACCGUAAAUCCGUGUCUAAACAACGAUUAUAAGAUACAUGUUAUAUAAGCACGGUUUGUGGCUGAAAUGCGUGCUCUUACAGUAACACAAUCGAGCACAGCAAAAACAUUUACCUCUGUUUGGAGAACAUUUCAAUAUAUAAUCAAUAUAUACAAUAAAACUUUUGCCAGAAUUGAUUUAUUUUAACCAAAUUGUAUGUAAAAAGCCGAGUUUAAUUAAAGCUCAUAUUCUUGAGUUGACGAGUUUUUCCCGAGCUUACCAUAAAGUUUGGCAGGAAAGUUUAGAAUACACUUCUAAAACAGCAAAACUGAUGAACUGGAUCCUGGCUACAUUAAAGUAUCUACAGCAUCCAGGACAUAGAUAUUACCGGUGCAAAACAAAUUAAACAAGUCAAGUAGGAAAACAUAAACAGAGUCAGAACACAGCUCCACAACACAAUGAUUAGUCUAUUGUACAACAACAAAACUGUAUAAAUGCGGCAAAUAUUGAAAUUAAUUCAAAUUAAAUAAAUACCCUUAAAUGUCUGAUCCUUUUUUUACCAUUGAAAGCAAAGCCUUAAAUCGUCAAAAUCUAAAUUUUGAUUAUUUUGCGUUUUCGAGGCUCCACUAGCUUGCAAUUCAUUGCCGUGAUAAGCACAGCAAUGUCCGAUCAGUCUAUUUCUUAGCGACCAAUAAGAAACGUUUUGUAUUUUGCUUACGUUAGGAGAAAUUGAAAUUUAAUCAGUGAGAAAAUAUUAUUAUUUUGAUAAAAUGGCAUAUUGUAAAAAAAUGCUUUGAUUGACGUACUUCAUAUUCUCGCUAGGUUUGGAUACAUGGCGGUGCGUUUGUGUCCGGACACUCUGGCUUGUAUCCAGGUCCAAAUUUCGUAGCAGUCGGUGACGUGAUACUAGUGACGAUCAAUUACAGAUUAUCAGCUCUUGGAUUUCUCACGACUGGAGAUAACAGGAUUAAAGGUACACCAUCGAAAAAUAUUAAUUUCACUGAGUUUGGUUCACUGAUGAAGUGA